AUGAGAUCAGCUCAGUCACGAGCAGGGCCUGGAUUGGUCGAGGACUGGGUCGCACUGGAGUUCCUGAGAAAAGCAUGCACGUCCACUGCGGCCGUACAUCAUCGACCGCCCACCAGUGGUACGCCGACGUCAAGACGUUCGAUGCAGAACGGCUUCCUUUCGAAUGGAUGCACAAAUUCGAACGUCUACGGCACUACCUAUUCGACCACUAAUGGCUAUGGAAAUGGAACGCUGUCUGCAAAACCGCCCUUGAAUGCGGCGAGGGCAUCGCCGAGGCUUAGCCAAGGAUGUGGAGCGAGUCCCCGAUCGUCAGUCGCCAGUUAUUCCUCACAUACCUCAGGGAUAGGAGCCAGCCCUCCAAUGGCUAGGCGCUCACCUCAAAGCAACAAGGCCGAUAAAGAUGGAUUUGUGAUCUGA
Molecule: messenger RNA, 417 nt
Organism: Cooperia oncophora
Lineage: Eukaryota; Metazoa; Nematoda; Chromadorea; Rhabditida; Trichostrongylidae
Source: the annotation of a GenBank genome assembly